CCACAUGUUGUGUCCUCAGUCUUACAGCACUUGUUUGACUUUAUGUGUUGGUCAGGUCAGUCCACACACCAGUGGUUCUAGCCGACAGUAUAAAUACACCCCUGUUGUUAGCACAAGGUUUAGGCUCAAACUACAAACUCUGCAGCCAUGAGGAGCCUCCUGGUUCUCACUUUGAUGGUAGCUACUGCGUAUGGAUGUGGCCUUCCCACUUUCCCCCCUGUGCUGAGCAGGGUGGUGGCAGGAGAUGAUGUCAGGCCUCACAGCUGGCCCUGGCAGAUCUCGCUGCAGUCAGACAGCAGUGGGCGCUACAGGCACGUCUGCGGAGGAACCCUCAUCUCCUCUCUCUGGGUCCUCACUGCCGCCCACUGCAUCAGUGACCGCUACAACUACAGAGUGGAGCUGGGUAAACACAGCCUGCAGGCGAGCGAGGAGGGCUCCGUAGCUCUGAGCGCGGCUGAAAUCAUCACUCAUGAGGACUACAACGUUCUGCUCAGCCGCAACGACAUCGCCCUGAUCAAGUUGUCUUCCCCUGUCACCUUCUCUGACACAAUCAUGCCGGCCUGCAUCCCGGACCCGGCUGUCACCCUGCAGCACGGUUCUCGCUGCUACGUCACCGGGUGGGGUCGACUCUUGACCGAAGGUCCUCUGGCUGACAUCCUGCAGCAGGUUCUCCUGCCAGUCGUCGGCCACGACAUCUGCACCCUACCCGACUGGUGGAGCGUCCUGGCCACAGACAAGAUGGUCUGUGCUGGCGGAGACGGCAUCACUGCAGGAUGUAACGGAGACUCGGGCGGCCCCCUGAAUUGCCAGAACCCCGACGGCUCCUGGGAGGUCCACGGCGUGGUGAGCUUCGGCUCCGGUCUCGGCUGCAAUGUCCUCCAGAAACCUACCGUCUUUACAAAAGUCAACUCCUACAUCAGCUGGAUCAACACGGUUGUGACCAGCUACUGAAGAAACUAUCCACGUGCGUUUUACUGCAAUAAGAACAACAAUCACCAACAAUGUGUUGUCCCAGUUUUACUGCAAAUAAUGGAGAUGCUGUUUAUCAGUUCUGGGAACGCAGUUUAAAGGGAUAGUUCACCCAAAAGUGAAAAUUCACUCAUUGUCUACUCGUCACUGUGUCGGUGGAGGGGUGGGUGAAGUGUUCAGUCCACAGAACACUUAUGGAGUCUCAAGGACAGACAGUGCUGCAGCAAAAUCCAAUAGAAUUUAGUUAAAUGAAGACUGAUCCUUCAGACGAUUAAAAAAACGAUUUGAAUGUCGGGGCUUACAGACACUUGGAUGACACCACAGGAGCAGUUUGGAGGCAUUUUUAUGUUUAUUUUCUGUUGUUUAUAUACGUUUGAAGAAUAGGUCACUAUUUACUCCCCAUUUUUCAUGUAUUGGAUUUGGCAGCAACACUGUUUACACCUGAAGCCACCAUGAAUACAGGAGGUGUGUAUAUACUGAGUGAAUUUAAAUUUGUUGGGUGAUCUAUCCCUUUAAGUCAUAUCCAUGAAUGUGGGCCUGAACAACAACCGGACAUUUAUCUUACCCUCAGCUUUAAAUAUAGUAGCUGCAUAUUAGAGGAUUGGUUGAACAAUGCUUGAAAACAUGGAUGUUAAUGUGUCCAAUGAAAUAUGGCAUUCGUACAAGUCAACGUGGGAUUAUAUUCACAAUGAUUCAAUAACCAUGGCAAAACACACUUCUUAUACACAGGAGUAAUUAACAAACACUUUUUUUAUUUAUUUCUCAUAAAAUAUCCAUGAGAUAAACAUUUGUUUUGCUUGUCAGGAGGAGGAAAAAACAAAUAAACAUAAGCAUAGAAAAGUAUAUUUUCACAGCACAUACAAAAGGAAAUAUAUAUAUAUAUUUAGGUGAUACAAAAAGGAAACUGACAGAGUGUUUUGGCCACUUCUUAAUAAAACUGGUGAAUCAAAACACUGUCAUUCAUUAAAGUUAAACAGUGUGACGCAAUGAAAUCAGUUGUGCAGUUUUCUGGUUCUUUUGCCAGUGAGGUACAAUGAGUCUGUCUGCAGUUCUGAAACAUGACGACACAUCAAGGAUUUACACAGAGUGACGACUUUAAACUCCAAUAAUAAGAGACAGACAUGAGGACAUGUGUCCUAUUGACAAACCUCAAGUGACCCCAUUGUCUUCAGCUCAUCAGAAAACCUUGUAAUAUACAAUAUGAUAUAACCAAUGAAUGUCAGCUUUUCUGCAUGAAUAACACAUUACACAAUAACAAAUGGGCAACUCAGGGAUGACAUCUUGUGCAGCUUUGACAAUUUUUAAAUAUUUAAAUGAAUUAAAGUAAAUCAUUCAAUUUGGCCUCAGUUGUCUAACCUGAAGGAGAAAGCAGGGCUUGUUUCACAGGAGUUUUGAAGCAGUGUGCAAUGACAGAACUCGAGACUAUUCCCCUCUCCAGCUGUCUCUUUUCUCUUUGUGCUUGUUCUCUGCAAACGUUUUAAGUGAAAACAGGGCUGCGGUUUAGGCUGCGGCCGGCAGAGUGCGUAAUAGUUGCUGUUAUUGUGGCGCAGCUGCACAGUCAAAGACUCUUUUCUGUUGGUCAUCUCCAAUAAGAAAAAGAAGCACGCCCCAGAGCAGCAGCUAGAGGCUACAGUGCUGCGUUCACAGCUCCACAGCGUUCACCAUGGGUAUGGCCCGGCGGCUCUCAACUAUUCACAAGCUGCUUCCAUCGUGCUCUCACACACACACUUCCUUCUCUGCAGCGGAGGAGCCACACUAUGGCUCAGGUUCAGUCACACUAUGAGUCAUAUGAAAUGCUCUAGGAGGAAAAACAAUAUUGCCACGGGCAUGCAAAAGUAUAUGAGUGGGUACAACACAAAGACAGCUGCACUCUGCAGCAGAGUUAGCAGUUAGCAUUAGGGCUGAGUCAUACGGACAACAAUGACAUCCAGAUACAAAUAUUCAUAUCAGUCGAUAUUGAUAAUUAUCAAGGUAAACGUGACAUUGUUAUUUCUGUUAAGACUCAUUUUGCUCCUGAGGUUGUGAGUUUAAACUCUCAAACACUGAGGCACAUCAAUUACUGUGUUAGCCCAUAGAAGCAAUAUUUUGAUGUAUAUUGGACUCAUUACUUAUUACUACAGAUAGAUAUUAUAUUGCUGUAAUUAAUGAUAUUAUGUUAUUGCCCCACCCUAGUAAGCAUUACCACUACACCACUACUACAGACACCAUGAAAUGACACAUGCUACAGGAAAUGGUUUCUUUCCUAUAAAACGAUAAGUUAAUGGUGACCAUUGAUGUGAGAGUAAAUACAAAAAUAUGAGUCAUUGAAUACUGUUCAUUGUGUUAUUUUUUUUUAUAACAGCCAAGACCUAAUUCAUAAUCCUGAAUGGCCUGUUGUGUCGUACUUAAACAACCAACCGUCUUUGCCUAUGUAGCAUGUACUGUAUGCUUAAGUCCAAUAAGAGAAGCAUAUAGACUAAACCAUGGCUAAAAAGCAUUUCAAAUUUGUACUUACAACUUACCAGUUACCCUCUAAAGGAAUGUAUAUUUAUUCAGUAGUUUCAAGUUGUAUAGUUCAGCAACUGCUUGCUAUCUCAUUAGGCAUGCUAUAUCGAUAAACUCAGGGCAAAGUUUGUUUUGGCAUCUUUGUGCCCUCGACUUCUCAAAGGAAGAAAAAGUACAAUUUCUUGGUGUCUUUCAUAAAAUAUGACAAUAAAAUCAUUGACGCAUUG
Messenger RNA from Platichthys flesus (European flounder), 3680 nucleotides. Its product is annotated as chymotrypsin-like elastase family member 2A. The coding region runs from base 148 to 951 and encodes 267 amino acids. Gene Ontology annotation, molecular function: serine-type endopeptidase activity. NCBI's taxonomy places the organism in Eukaryota, Metazoa, Chordata, Actinopteri, Pleuronectiformes, Pleuronectidae. The transcript is spliced from 8 exons. Gene Ontology annotation, biological process: proteolysis. The record is from RefSeq and is a predicted model, not a curated record.